CGGUGCUCGUCUAAUCUCGAAGCCCAAUUUACCACCCGCUCUCCCGCUGUCUCUCCAUUCUGCAUUCUGCGGCGAGUCACUUUUAUGCACAGCACACAGUGUGUGUGCAUCUCUUCUCUUUCCACUUCCACCUUAAUCACUUUAACCCUUCCAUGCUCCGUCGCUCCGUUGCUCCCUCGUCGCUCUCUAUCUCUCUCGCCUGUCCGCCUCGAGCUUUGGGUUCUGGAUCCAUCAGAGCUCGAGCAACCUAACUGUCGCCUUUGCAUUUUAUUUGAACAGCGUCUUGCGCCUGGCUGCACACUCUGCUUGUUCUAGCUUCUGCGUGCCCAAAGUCGAACACGGAGCAAACCCGGCCGAAUUCUGGUGGACCGAGUUGGAAUCAAGGGUUACGAGCUCCUCCCGCAUUUAAUACGGAUCCAUACCCCCC
This is a messenger RNA of Colletotrichum acutatum, 427 nucleotides long. RefSeq lists its product as uncharacterized. The transcript has 3 exons. The coding region runs from base 85 to 315 and encodes 76 amino acids. The record is from RefSeq and is a predicted model, not a curated record. Lineage: Eukaryota; Fungi; Ascomycota; Sordariomycetes; Glomerellales; Glomerellaceae.